AUGUCCGAUUCUUUUGACCUCUGGGGAGCUUCCCUGUGCUGGGGGUACGAGGACCUUCCAGCUGCACCACGGCUGGAAAAGCAAGGUGCGGCCGAAGAGAAGGCUUCCUCGCCCCCCGCGGUUCAGCGAGGCGUCCGGGACAGCCUGCAGGAGAGGCCGCAAGCGAACAUCCUGUCAACGCAGGACAUCGAUGACCAUGAGGCAUCGUUCGAUUGCGGGGCGCAGGAGGCAUUCCAUGUGCAGGACUCGGCAGUGAGCUCCACAGUCAGGUCGGCCACAAAGCGUACGAGCUCUGAGGGCGCAAUCAGCUCGACGAGCCCUGCCCGUGCUUCCGAGCAGAGCGGGGCUGUUGAGAAAGCUCCGUCCCCUUUCCGCGAGGCAUGCGAGGCGCAGCUUGGCUUGCGACGACACGCAGAUUUAUGUCUUGCCUCCCAGCUCUGGUGCAGGAGACGAAGAGGGUGGUGUCCAGACAUUGGCCUACAUGUCCCCUGCCGUAGCCCUGGAGGCAUUGAGCCCUCCAGCACAAAAUGUCGACACGCUGCAGUACGAAAUGCGCGAGGAGGCCCCCGAACAGCCGUCCGCCGCCGAACAGAUUCGCGCCUGCGCGGACACCUUGGAGUACUUCGCGCCAAGUCCACCGAAGAAGCUUGCUUUCAAGCGAGCGCAGUUCUCGGAAACUCUGCCGUAUGGCUUUCCCGAUGGGCCGUUCGAGCCAUCGCCUCCAAAGGCUCCGCCGGUGGCCACUCCUGCCCGCAGGCGGCCCACGGCUCUAAGUGUUUCAUCGAGAGUUUCGGCAUUGCCAUGGUCAAUGUGACAUCUGCCCUGUAUGCCCUCUAUGCCCUCAACCUACAGGCGUGGUCCUACGAUCGCGGUCUCGGUCGCGUGCAAGAAGCUACCGCAGAGGGGCAAUUGGACAACGAUCCGCCCUCUGAAUGGCUUCUGGAUGACGACGACUCACCGCUGCCCUCCACUGACUCCCUGGAACACUUUAUGGCAGGCUCGAUCGACUCGGAUAAAAUCGACCGCGAGCAGGCAGCCCGGGACUACGAACUCUAUCGCAACGAUCCAGAGGAGGACCGCGAUCUACCGGAGGGGCCAGUGGAUGUUUCCUUGGCUGACCCUCCAGCGGAGCUGGAAGAGCAUGGUGAAUCGGAGCAGGGGGAAUUCAGCCCCGACCGGACCGUCAUCCAUGACGAUGACACGGCAGCUGCAACCGGAGGAGCGAACACCGCCAUGGCGGAUGCUGACACAGAUAGCAGCACCACUUCUGGCUUCUCCACGGACACGUCUGAGCGAGAAGGGUCUUCUAUGUCAACCUUCUUGAGAACCAACCGGGUGACACUCUCAGCUGGAUUCAUGGCCAUCUUUGACGUCACGAUCGCGAAGAACUAUGUGAAUCGACACAUCUCAUCAUCAUCGAAAAGAUUGCGAACACUUACUGUCAACUUGGACGGCAUGACCUCUGCCACGUAUGAUCACAUGGCGGUCUGGAUGCAAACAGCUCCGUAUGAUGUCCUCUUCCUGCAGGAAACUCAUCGUGGCUUUGGGCCAGAGGCAUCGGAGUGGAAGGUGGGCGGCUGGACCAUUGUUAGCUCUCCUGACAACAAGAGUCGCUUUGCAGGGGUUGCUAUAGCCAUUCGCUCCAGCUUGGCAGGGCAGUAUGUGACGCGAAGUCGAGAGAUUCUACCAGGCCGCAUUUUGCAUGUUCGGCUAAGCGGGAUCAACUAUAGCAUCGAUCUUUUGUCAUGCUAUCAGUAUGUCAUAAGCAGCAGGGAAACAACCGCGGUCAAUGCUUCACGACGAGAACAUUUCUGGACGCUUCUGGGAAGGUGUCUGGCCACGUUGCCACAACGUAAUGUACUAGUGCUGGCUGGUGACUUUAACUGUGCUGUCAGGCGGGAAACAGGAACAGCGGGCCCUGCGGCUCCAGCGGCCAACAAGUACUACUUUGACCAGGACGACUUUUUGAACAUGGCCAAAUCCAACAGCCUUUGUUUCUUGAAUACGUGGACCCACUCCGACCUGAAUGACAUGAAUACUUUCAUCAAUGGCAGCCUUCGAAGUCAAAUCGAUUUCAUUCUGACAAGGAGAAAUCAAGCCGACAACCACGCUCGGCAGGCCAAACCGAUGCCCUCAUUAGACUUCUCUCCUUGGAGGUUAGGUGCCAGACAUCUUCCGGUGCAGGCCACUGUGGCACUGAAGCCUGGCUGGCUCACAUCUACCCCGCAUGCCAAGCCACAGGUGGGCUAUGAUCGCCAAUCCCUGGAAACCUCACUGCGUUCAGGUGAUGACCGGUCUUUACUUUUUCUGGCUGAGGUGCAACAGAAACUUCAGGACCUUGGACAAUACACAGCGGAUAGCCUCAAUGAGCUUCUCUUGGAUUGCUGCAAAUCCAAUUUUCCACUACAGGGCAUCAAGACCAACAAGCGGCCCUGGCAGCAGGUCGUCCGCUCGAUUGCUCCGAAGAUGCAAGGGGGCAAAGUGCGCAUCCGCUCUUUGGAAGGCUGGCACCAGUCAUCCUUGAACAUGACGAAGUACUUCACUCGCUGGGAAAGCUUGGCCGUGGAAGGUCGGUCCUUGCUGGACCCCUUCUUGAAGCCUUUCAUUCUGAGACGAUGGCUGGGUAUCCGCAUCGUUGGGCCCCUAGGGAUUCAAGACGCCUCUGGAAAGGCUCUCGCUCGGGUUCUUAAGGAUAGGCUUUUUGAGCAAAUUAGAGCUAAGCUUGAGCUUUAUCCUCAGUUCGCCUACUUGCGCAAUCGGUCCACAGCAGAUGCAAUCCGAAGAGUUUCGGCACAUUGUGCGGCUGUCCGUCAUAAGCUCACCACAGUCCGCAACACAGUCUAUGCCAAAAGACAAGGGCGAGCCAAACCACGUUUUCUGGGCGGAGCACAGCUUACACUUGACAUGAGCACUGCCUUCGAUCGGCUACCGCGUCGCUACCUGCUGGAAUCAUUGGAAUGGGCAGAGGCAGACCCUGAACUCAUCUCCAUUAUCUUGGAUGCCCACUGUAACUGCAGAUACCAUAUCUUGCAUGAGGGUUACAGCUCCAUGGUUUAUCUUGACAAUGGAGUACGUCAGGGAUGCACGCUUGCUCCACUGCUGUGGGCAUUGUUCAGCGUUUUCCUGUUGUCCAGAAUUGAAGAGCAACUUCAAAGCCAGUGGCCGAGAGACUCCAUGACACUUUAUGCAGAUGAUACACACUGCUUCUGGGAUCUGGACACGCAUCAGGACCUAGAUUUCUUUGUCCGAAGCGCAGUGACUGUCCUAUCUGUGUACCGGAGAUAUGGAAUGAAGAUCAACCCUGAAAAAUCUGCUCUCAUCCUUAGGCUUGGGGGUACACAUGGAGCCCGCUGGCAGAAGCGACACCUGCUACAGUUGGAUGGCAAGCGUUUCUUUCGAUUUUCGCAUGGAGCUGACACGUAUGAUGUACCGAUAGUCAAACAGUUCAAGUAUCUUGGCAUUAUAGCUUCUUAUGGAAGGUUUGAGAAUGCCUCCCUCCGACAUCGGAUACAAGCAGCCAGCUUGGCAAGGCAACGUUUGGCCAAAAUUUUGCAUAAUUCUCGUUACCUCAGCACCAAGCAGAGACUUAGCAUCUACACAGCCUGUGUGCGGACAGUUCUUCUGUACGGCAUUCUUCAUAUGCAACUGACGGAGAAAGACCUGCUGCUCCUACAUCGUCGAGAUAUCAAAUAUGUCCGAGCGGUCGCUAAGUCGCCGGUGCACCUGACUCAUGAAACCACGGAGGCUUUGCUGCAACGACUACAGAUUUCCAGCAUCCGAUCCUGCUUCUUAAAGUAUGCGGUGAAAAGCAUGUUUCAACAUCUGGACCCCAUGGAAGUGGAUGCCUCACUGGGAAAGAGGGGCGGCCCGAUGCAGGAGCCUCAGAUGGGACCGAAGGAGAGCGAGACGAGACCCAAGUACCAGCGUCCCACCUCCAAGGGUCAGGGCGGACAAGGCAAAGGCAUGGCACCCUCACAGGCUACUGGCGAGAACAACGAGGCUGCCCCUGCCCAGUUGGAUCCCCUUGCAGCUGCGGCGGAAGCCCUCAGGAGUCCAGGCCAAUCCAGUACGGGAGCUCAGCAGUCGCAGGGCUCGAAGCAGCCGAAUCGAGACCAGAACUCCCGGCGGAACUGGAGAGGCGGGGGAGGCGGGGGAGGAUGGGGCGGGGGCGGGGGCGGAGGCUGGAAUCAAUCCCGCCGCCACUAUUCGGAUGGCAACGUGCAGGCCCUCGAGGAGAAUGUCAAGCUCCUGGAGGCUGCAGCCUUGAACAAGCUUUAUGCCCUGUCAGUGAGCUGGAAGGAGAAGCGCGAGAAGGGAGAAGUGGACUGUCCCUUGAGACAGGCACUGCUGCUCGGACUUCUGGAGAUUUGGAUCCAGCGACUCGAGGCCAUGACGGCUACCACCCCGGAGGCCGAGGAGUUGCGAGAGAAGGUCAAAGGCCUGGGGUAUGCCACGACCUGGGAUGGCCAGCCGGAGCUCCGCUGGUACUUCAUGCAUUGGAGUGCGACCGACUCGGCCCUGAUCAAGGACACCACCCAGGAGCCCAUGGAGAACAGCAAGGUGAUCGAGACCUUGCAACGGCUACAGGAGGAGGUUCCAUUCGACCAGACGCAUGGCGGAGCAGUACGAAGGGCGACGGUGACCUUCCUCUUGUCGCUAGGACUACGGGAGGAGGCCUCUCACAGGGCCUUUGGUCUCAUGAAGCAGCUGUGUCACAACAUGAGCGGGAAGGUGAUUGGGCUGAGGCUCAAGAUGGCCAAAAUGGAAAGGCAACCUCUGGCUCGAGUGAUCGCAGAACGUUUUCCACCCCCAGUGCAAAACUGGAGGGCUCGUACGGGGCCUCAGCAGGAGACGACAGAUCAGGCGACAGUGGCAGCCACGGCAUCGACGCCGGUUCCAACCGCGGAGCCCACCCUCUGA
Molecule: messenger RNA, 4920 nt
Organism: Symbiodinium sp. CCMP2592
Lineage: Eukaryota; Dinophyceae; Suessiales; Symbiodiniaceae
Source: the annotation of a GenBank genome assembly